Messenger RNA from Elgaria multicarinata webbii, 2189 nucleotides. RefSeq names its product small ubiquitin-related modifier 3. Gene Ontology annotation, biological process: protein sumoylation. The record is from RefSeq and is a predicted model, not a curated record. NCBI's taxonomy places the organism in Eukaryota, Metazoa, Chordata, Lepidosauria, Squamata, Anguidae. Gene Ontology annotation, cellular component: nucleus. The coding region runs from base 277 to 561 and encodes 94 amino acids. Gene Ontology annotation, molecular function: ubiquitin-like protein ligase binding; protein tag activity. The transcript is spliced from 4 exons.
CCCGCUUUAACCGGCGAUGACGCACCUUCGGCGCCAUCGCCUCCUCCACCCCAGCGAAGCGCGCUCCCGACGAGGAGAGCAUCGCUCGGGAGCGCGCCUCGAGAGCGUGCGCGCCCCACGUGACCCCUCCAGGACCAACUAGAAGCCGGAGAUUGUGGGGCGCGAAGCGCGUUCUCGCAGGCAGUUGCUGCGGGCGGGAGAGCCGAGCGGAGGAAGAAGCGGGCUCCCAGCGUGUGCGGACUCGCUCCCUGAGAGGUCUCUGCCUGCCGCGUCACCAUGUCCGAGGAGAAGCCCAAGGAAGGAGUAAAAACAGAGAAUGACCAUAUCAAUUUAAAAGUAGCUGGUCAAGACGGAUCGGUGGUCCAAUUUAAAAUAAAACGGCACACACCACUAAAUAAACUAAUGAAGGCUUAUUGUGAGAGACAGGGUUUGUCAAUGAGACAGAUUAGAUUCAGAUUUGAUGGACAACCAAUUAAUGAAACAGAUACACCUGCACAGUUGGAAAUGGAAGAUGAAGAUACUAUUGACGUGUUUCAACAGCAGACGGGUGGCAUGUGCUAAAUACCCUGUCCUUUUGGGAAGAGGAAUGUAAAAUGUCACCUCACUUUAUCAUCUGUCCUUGGAUUUGCUAUUAAAUAGUAAACAAAUGAACAUGCCAAUCAUACAGGAAUCUUCUCAUGUUCUGAGGACACUUAUCCAAAUUCUUUUCCUGUCCCUGAUAUACUGCGUGUGCAAGUUGAAGCUGUAUCUGUGGAAAAUAACUGCAUCAUAAAAAUGGGCCCACUCAAAAUUAAAUUAUCAAAUAAGUGAAAUACUGGCUGUUGUCUGCUAUCAUAUUGUUACUAUAAAUUUGUGGCCUAAAUACCAACCUACUGUAAAACAAGGAUACUUAGUCCUGGCUUUUGUUGUUUUUGUUUUACUGCUUAAUUAUAGUAAUGUAAAUAUUGAAAUAUUUUUCCUUGCGAUAGUAAGUUUUUCUCAGAAUAGUUGGCUUGGGAAGGAAGAAAGGGUUUUUUUACCAUUAAACACAGUAAUUACUUUAAAACUGUUAAUGGGAUAUCAGAAAGGGCAGUACUUCCAGAUACAAUGCUCAGUAUUGUGGCAGUUUAAGUAAGGCAAAUGUACAUGUGCUUUUUCAUAAUAAAAUAGCAUAGAAUCAAACAAUUUUUUUAAAGUAAUGGAAUGUCUUUUGAAUUUGUCAACAGCUGUAGCAUUUGCAUAUGUUAACUUUCACAUCUACUAUUUAACUAUCUCAUGUCCGGGGUUGAGCACAGUAUAUUUGAUAAAAUGUUUAAAGAAUGGACCAGACUCCUCUAGGAAGCUCUGCUGUGCAACUUGUGUUAAUUUUAAUGGGACAUGUGCCGGAGAAAUUCUUAGCAGAUGGUUCCCAGUGAGAGUCACUGCUUCUCAUUAUUGAUUUAUUAGACAAUAAAAAUUGUGUACCUUCUGUCAUCUUGAAAGCUGAACUUGUAGCCGUAUUUCUUAAUCUGAUACUUUCAGAUCUCUAGGCUGGGAUUCAAAGAGCGAUGUACCAUGUUCUGCAUAUGCACCAGUGUUUUCUGCUUCUUAUUCCUGCUAGAGCUCUUAGCAAUGUGCAAUGCAGUACGGAGAAAGUGAAUUCAAUACCAUAUUCUUUGUGUGCAGAUGGAUCCUCUGCUCGUGCAUGGGGCUCUUUCGAUCCCAGUCAUAGAUUCAUAGUUCUUUUAAUAUAUUCUGUUGAGUAAAUUAGGCCUUACAUUUAAGAACAUGGAAUUUCAGUAUAUUUGUGGUCAAGUUAAAUGUGCAGGUGUACUAUUGGAAGACAUAAAACACAAAAUUCUGAAUAACAAAACCUGAUAUUCUUAAAGAACUUGCUGUGCUACUUCCCCAAAUAUUUUGAGUUUUAAAUGAAUUUUUGUAGUGACAUCAGCUUGUGAUAUUCCUGAAUAUGUCCAAAUAAAAAUGUAAGGUCAUUCUGUUGACUUUCAGUAAGGGUAUUCAUUGCUGCUUAAGGUCACUUUCUGCCUUUUAUAUCUACUGUCUAUGUUAAAUCAUCUUGCAAGAAAUCCUGCUGGAAAAGUCUUCUUUUUUCAUUUGAUUGUAUAUGGGCUAAGGAGGGAUAUUCUUUUAACUGUCAUUGUUUAUUCACCAAUUUAUACAAUACUUGUUUCCUUUACUACUGUAUUCAGUAAAUAUAGUUUGGUACUCUG